Antechinus flavipes (yellow-footed antechinus) is the source of this 3019-nucleotide messenger RNA. Its product is annotated as interleukin-18-like. Lineage: Eukaryota; Metazoa; Chordata; Mammalia; Dasyuromorphia; Dasyuridae. The coding region runs from base 2109 to 2627 and encodes 172 amino acids. The transcript has 5 exons. Gene Ontology annotation, biological process: inflammatory response; immune response. The record is from RefSeq and is a predicted model, not a curated record. Gene Ontology annotation, molecular function: cytokine activity.
UAAUAACCGUUUCGGAGUUUAGUCCUAAUCAACAGUCUCGGGAAAGGACCGGACCGAUUAAGGAGGUUAGGAAAGGUUCCAGUCAUUUCAACACUAUUUUCUCCUCCCCCUUCUCUCUCCUCCCCGCCCUCCAUUUCCGAAAGUCGGGGGAAAGUCUCGUUAGUUACUUGAGUGCCGACCUGUCUGGAGGAAGUAGGUGGAAAGAUGGCUGAUAAAAUGCACUGUGAUACGGAUGACAAUGUUGUCAACCUUGUGGAGAUGGAGUUUCGAGAUGGUUCACUUUACUUCAAAGCUGAAGAUGAUGGUAACGUAUGACUAUUUCUCUGCUUUGGAUCAUAUCUACAGGGAGUUUUUUGAGAAUGCUUACCCACAUAUACCAUCUUUACCAACGUGCUCAGCAUGGAAAGAGAUGGACUUGACAUUGUUCAGAUUUGGUUUGGAAAACCAAUAUUCUUUCUGAAAUGGUUGUAGUCUAUAUAAGUGCAGUAUUUUUCCCAUAAAGUGAAAAAGAUAGGACUACUACUAAGUGUCCUCUGAUGCUUUGGAAAUUCUGCAACUCCUUAAAAAACAUUCUAAGCAAAAAUAAUAUAUACCAUUAAGGAAUGAUUAAUCCAAUUGGAGAGCACAUGAAAAUGGAGCAAGGGAUAUUAGAACCACUCUUAGGGAAAAGGGCAGGGCCCCCAGGAGGAAUGUAUGGACAUCUAGAACACAAAAAAGAAGAUUCUCCAUGCUGCUGCUUCUAUCUCCAUCCUCAAUGGUGCCUCAAGGAGAGUGGCUUAAGAGAGACAAAAAUCCAGACUUAUAUUGCUGGGCUUUUGGUCUUUAGACAGUCAACCUCUAUAAAUAAGUAGGCCCCUUUGGUUGAAGUGAAGGACAAUUCCCUUAUCUAUUUCUAGUUUUCCAACUAGCCAUUGAUUUUUCAGAUUCCUUUUUUCUUUAAAAUUUUUAAUAAUAGCAUUUUAUUUUCAAAAUAUAUACAGAUAGUUUUCAACAUUCACCCUUGCAAAACUUUGUGUUACAAAUUUUUCUCUUUUCCUUCCCCCCAUUCUCCUCCUCUAGACAGAAAGUAAUCCAAUAUAGCUUAAACAUGCAAUUCUUCUAAACAUAUUUCUACAUUUAUCAUGUUGCACAAGAAAAAUCAGAUCAAAAAGAAAAAAAAGCAUGCAAACAACAAAAAAGGUGAAAAUACUAUGUUGCAAUCCACAUUCAGUCUCCAUAGUCUUCUUUCUGCUUGUAGAUGGCUCUCUCCAUCACAAGACUAUUGAAAUUGCCUUGAAAUCGCCUCAGUGUUGAAAAGAACCACGUCCAUCACUAUUGAUCAUCACAUAAUCUUAUUGUUAUUGUGUACAAUGUUCUCUAGGCUCUACUCACUCCCCUUUGCAUCAGUUCAUAUAAAUCUCUCCAGGCCUUUCUAAAAUCAUCCUGCUGAUUGUUAUAAAACAAUAUUCAUGUACCGUAACUUAUUCAGCCACUCCCUAACUGAUGGACCAGAUUCCUUUUUCUAAAAGUAAUUUAAGAGGAUGAACAGAAAAUUCCCCAAUUUCUGGCACUGGGUUGCCCCUCCUGGCUCGAGGCAAGAGUUCUGACCUCUUUCUGUGAAGGGUGUGCUGCUCAGUUGCUCUAGAGUGACUGAUCAUCAGUGAUGCUGGUUGCGACAAAGACAACUGACCACUGAAUCAGAUGAACCGUCCACUCUGUAGUGUAUAACAAGGGAAAAAACUCUUUUGUUUUCUUUUGAUUCCUCUUUCUUGAACUAUCAGCAAGGGGACAGACCCUCAUAGAAAGAAGCCAGGAUACAUGCCCAGCUCCACAAGCAGUGCCCCAAUCAGCAGUUUGGAGUACUCCUUAUCACCUUCAUUAUAGAAGCAGUGGUCCUCUGUGCUUUGGACACACAUACUCUACACCAGAUGCCAAAGAGAAUCACAAUCUAUGGGAAAAUUUCCUCUUCUCUUGUAUUUCUGUAGUCGCCCUUUGCAUUUCUUAAAGACUGAACUUCUUUCUAUAUUUAGGUCUCUUGUUUAGAGCAAUUAAAAGCAAUAAGUGACAUCAUCACUGAUAAUUACUGUAAGAGGCUGUUAAUUUUUCAAUAAGAAACUCACAUUUCUUUGAUGGGUAAUUCAAUGCAUGUUGUAGAUUACUUGGAAUCAGAUGAUUUCCAUAAGUUGGAAGAACCCAAAAAUGCAGUCUUAAGAAACGUGGACAAUCGAGUUGUCAUGAAAGAAAGUAAGAUGGACACAGCGGUGUUGGAGUCCAUGACUGAUUAUGAGGUUCAAGCAAAUGCAUCCCAAACUACAUUCAUAAUACAAGCUUAUAAAGAGACUGUACCCAGCGGUUUGCCAGUAGCCCUCUUGGUGAAGAGUAAAAACCAGAUUUAUCAUCUAUCCUGCCAUAAUAAAGAACUUCGAUUUAAGGAAGGUGAUGUUCCAAAUCAUAUUGCAGCUCCAAAAAGUGAUUAUAUAUUCUACCAAAAGAAGGUUAUAGGGCACAAUAAGAUGCAAUUUGAGUCUUCAAUGUACCGAGGAUAUUUUCUGGCUUGUAAGAAGGAACAAGGCUAUUUUAAACUUGUUUUAAAAGAAGGUUGUGAAGGAGAGGAUGAGUUAAAGAUGUUUAGUGUUCAUUUUUGUUAAGUUUCAAUGUAGAAAAAAAGCAUAAAACCACUUGGGAAAAAUUUCUUGGGGAAAAAAAUGUAUGAGUAGAAAAUAUACCCUUUAGUGACUUGAGAAGUGAAAAAAAAAAUUCAUCCACAUAAUUAAAAUGGUAAAAUCAAGAAAUAAAAACCCAAUAUAAUGAAAACAAUGAUAUAAACAAAAUAAAGGUGUAUACACUUAUUGCAUCACUACUAGUCACACUCCCAAUGUGACUUUGGGCAAGGGCAAUUCAAUUAGCCUUUUUGGGUUUGGUUUCCUUAUUCUUACCUCCUCACAAACUAUGUUUCAAGCAAACAGAAUCAUUGUUUCAUGAAAUGCCAUUUCUUAUCUGUAUGAAUCAUAAGUAAAUAAAGCAUCUCCCAUAUCUAAAA